Suillus plorans is the source of this 264-nucleotide messenger RNA. RefSeq lists its product as uncharacterized. The record is from RefSeq and is a predicted model, not a curated record. The annotation marks the transcript as partial. The transcript has a single exon. Lineage: Eukaryota; Fungi; Basidiomycota; Agaricomycetes; Boletales; Suillaceae.
GAAAUCAUUUGUAUAGUAAACAUCCAGCAUGACUGUGUCAAAUCACAGUGCACAGACACUGGUCAAUGUCACCUUCGUCAAGAGCGAACCGAGACCACACGUACGAAGUCCAUCAUUCAGCACAAAUCCUCACUGUUCUACUUGCUCAAUGCUUACUCGAUUCACAACUAUGCCCAAAUUCAAUCUGUCAUUCCUCCGUCACUUCGUGAGACAUCAUUGAGGGUCAAUAAUGCAACAGAGGUUCAUUUAGCAGCAGCUCGUUAA